Trichomonas vaginalis G3 is the source of this 684-nucleotide messenger RNA. Its product is annotated as somatostatin receptor binding. NCBI's taxonomy places the organism in Eukaryota, Parabasalia, Trichomonadida, Trichomonadidae. The transcript has a single exon. The record is from RefSeq and is a predicted model, not a curated record. Gene Ontology annotation, molecular function: protein binding. Bases 1 to 684 code for a protein of 227 amino acids.
AUGGACUACACAAAAUGGAGCCCAAAGGAACUUGCUCAACAGCUUAAAAACCUUGGUUUUGAGGCAUAUGCACGAAAUUUCCGAAUUAAUGAUCUAAAAGGUUCGCAUCUUCCAUUUUUAACAGAAGAACACUUAAAAGAGAUGGGAAUUACUAAAAUUGGACACAGAAUAUUACUUAUGAAACGUAUUAAACAGAUAAUUAAUGGCGAAAAUCCUACUCCCGUCCACUUAUCUGGAGCACCUGCAAAUCAUGAUUCACGACCAUCCUCAACUUAUAGUUCUUCUCCAUCUACUCCUCAAGAAACUGAACAUAAUAUCCCACAGAGGGUUAUGCAGCGUCGCCAACAGCAAGAACAACAACAAACACAACAAUCAGAAGAGGAAUCUUCAAAUCAAUACGAUUUAAGACAAUCAGUUCAUUCUAAAUUACGUUACCUUAGUCAAAAACAACCAGAAGAAGAUAAUACAGCACAAUUAAGUUCUCGAUCUAGGAAUUCUAGAAUUCAACCAGCGCCAGAGAAAGAAACAUUUAGUACAGCGGCUUCUAACUCGUCUGAUGCAGGACAAACAGAAGGAGAUGGAAAAGUUACUUGCCAAUAUUGCGGUAGAAGGUUAGCUCCUGAUGCAGCAAGAAGGCAUAUUCCAGUAUGUGCUAAAAUUAGAGGAAAACUAAUGAAAAAGUAA